AUGAGAUCGGUUCUCGGAAAGCUGGCCCCUUUCGCCGGAGUGACAGUAACACCACCACCUUCCUCCCUUCCGCCUUUAUUUUCUACAGUUCAAAUCUUCAAUCCCCUCAAACUCCAAAGCUGCCCUUCUCGAUACCCACAGAGAAUAAAUCUCCCAACUAAGAGAUUCUUCUUCAUUUCGGCCUCUGCAACUAACGGUAAUAACGGGAACGGAGGAAAUGAUAACAAAAACGACCCUUUGAGCAAAGAAGCGGAAGGAAUCGAGGAGAAUGGGUCCAAGAAGAAUAACGGCGAACCCGUCGGCGGUAACGGCGGUGGGGGAACCGGCGAGAACAGACGUCCCAGGUUGAAUCUUAAGUGGGUUGAUCUGUUGCUGGACCCGGACCCGGAUAAUGUUGUGGCCGUCGGAUUGACAGGGGUGCUUGCCUGGGCCAGUGUUCAGGUGCUAUGGCAGCUGUUUGUGAUAUCCAUAGCCAUUAUGUUGGCAGCUCUGAAAUAUUCCUUUGUCGCUGCUCUUCUCAUCUUUAUCCUCAUUACCCUUCUUUAG
This is a messenger RNA of Oldenlandia corymbosa var. corymbosa, 546 nucleotides long. NCBI's taxonomy places the organism in Eukaryota, Viridiplantae, Streptophyta, Magnoliopsida, Gentianales, Rubiaceae. The record is from the annotation of a GenBank genome assembly.